UAUGAAGAGGCAAGGAAGGUACGAAAAUCUCUUCUAACCCCAAAACAUGAGUACAUGUUUAAAUUAUUGGCGGAUCGCUUGUCACUUGACGUUGCAGCAGUUGAAAACUUCAUUCUCGAUGCACCAUCUUUAGCACCCUUUGAUGAUUUCUUUGCGCAAGGGGGCUCCAAAACAAUUUCAUUUGUGUACCAGGAGUCUGAAAUACUGGGUAUAGAAUGUGGUCGGACUUUUCCUGGAGCUGCAGAAGGAGAUAAAAUAAUGCGGCUUUUCUUGGCAGAUCUGUCCAAGAUAUGCCUUAAAGGACUUUGUUUAUUUUUUGUGAGAACCAGUGUUGAUUCCCCAUUUGAGAUCUAUGAGGAGAUACAUUUUUUCAUGAUUGAUGCUACUUAUGGUCUUCUCCAGGAAAUACAAAAUUUAUCAAAGGUCAUGCCAACAGUUUGCGCAACAGAGGGUGCUGUGAACCCGUCUAAGCACGUAGAGAAAAAUAUGCAGAAUGUUAAAGACACAUGGUCUCGCUACAUAAGGUUCCUAGAUGAAAUUCAGGUGAGCAUUGAGGAUACUGUUAAAUUUGCACAGGCCACAGGUAUUGAUUUCUCCAGGCUCAUCUCCUUUGAUGAUGUAAAAGCAGCAGCUGCUGACAUUGAAAUGGUGCAUAAGCUUGAGGCAGUUUUGCUGAUAUGGUACAAGCAGAUUGAACAGGUCCUCUUAGAAAGUGAACAGAUGAGAAAAGAAGUUGAUGCAUCAGGACCUUUAACAGAACUGGAACAUUGGAAGAAGAAGUCCGUAAAGUUUAAUUCCAUUAUCGAACAUAUCAAAGGCCCCAAGUGCAAAGCUGUGGUGAAUGUCCUCAACAUAAACCGUUCAAAGACACUGAAGAUGUGGAGGGAGUUGGACGCCAGAAUAACCGAUUGUGCAAAUGAGGCUAAGGAUAAUGUAAAAUUUCUGUACACGCUAGAGAAGGUGUGUCAGCCUCUUUACAGCUGUGAUCCAGUCACCAUGGCCAAAAGUAUCCAGAAUGUCAUCAGUGCCAUCCGCAUGAUACACAGUGUCUCAAGAUGUUACAAUACAUCAGAACGAAUGAUUUCACUGUUCAUAAAGGUUACAAAUCAAAUGGUAACAGCCUGCAAAGCUUACAUCACUGAUAACGGUACCUCUGGAAUUUGGGAUCAGGACACACAAGACAUCAUCAAAAAACUAGAGGCUUGUAUCUACCUUUUCCACGAGUAUCAGUCAUGCUUUCACAAGACAAAGAAACAAAAUCUUGAGAGACCAGAUGGUAAACCAUUUGAAGUGUCAGAGAUGCACAUUUUUGGCAAGUUUGAGGCUUUCUGCAAGAGGCUUAACAAGAUAACCCAAAUGAUCACAGCUAUGAAAACAUUCUCUGCUCUUGGCAAAUCAACAAUUGAGGGAAUAGACACCAUAGCUGCAAAGUUUCAGAACAUUUACAUCACCAUGAAAAAGAAGCAGUAUGACAUACUUGCUCACAGAAAUGCUGACUUUGAAGUUGACUUUGCUGAAUUCAUGUCUCAAAUCAGUAACCUGGAGAAUCAGCUGCAGAUUUUCAUGAAUUCACGUUUUUCCAAGAUUCUGUCGUCUCAACAUGCCUUUGUCCAACUACAAAGAUUUGAAAAAUUGAACAUGCCAUGUUUGAAAGCACAGAUUUCCAAAACCUUUGGCCUCAUCCUCCAACACUAUGUCUCGGAGCUUGAGUCUGUAAAAAAGCUCUAUCAGGCUCACAGAGAGGAUCCUCCUUUAGCCAGAAACAUGCCCCCUGUGGCUGGCAGGAUCCUAUGGGUCAGGCAGUUGUUCAAGAGAAUACAAGAGCCCAUCAGUUACUUUGAGAAAAACUCAGACAUCCUGAAUACCCCUGAAGGGAAAAAUGUUGUGCGGAUGUACAACAGAACUGCAGCUGUAUUUGUGGAGUGUGAGAGACUAUACCAUAGGGCCUGGAAGAGGGAUGUCCCACAGUUGCAGUAUGCUCUGCAAGCUACCCUUUUUGUUCGCUGCCCUGAUACAAGAAAAUUGCUUGUGAACUUUGAUCCUAAAAUAAAUGAGAUUGUACGAGAGUCAAAAUGCAUGCUAAAAAUGGGGUUGGAGGUUCCUGAGCAGGCUGUGCGUCUGCUCAAGUCUGAAAGAUCAUUGAAGGCCACCCGAUUACGCUUAGAGACGAUUCUCAGCAACUAUGAGGAUGCAUUAGAGAAUAUCCCUGCUGCUUUUUACAAUCUCAUGGCAUCAAAAAUAAAAAAUGUAGAGUCUGUGCUUCGCAAUGGAUUGGUACUUCUCAAUUGGUCAUCUCUGAUCUUGGAUAAAUUCUUCAACAACAUUGACACAGCUAUGUCUGAUCUGAAUCAGAUUUUGAAGAAGGUGAGAUAUGUUUGUGAGCUGCACAUUGAGGCUGUACUUCAAGACAUCUCAGAGACUGUACUGAUUGCCCUGCCAGAGGAUGGACCUUCAACUCUGGAAGACCUUAUAAACUCCAAUAAGAAUCGGUCUAAGCAUUUGGCAGAGAUUCUGGCACACAAGAGUAGGAAUGUUGAGGGGGCAGUGAAGGAGCUCAUUGACACCUUGAGUGCUAUUUAUGAGUCAAAAGAAAGAAAGGCUGCCAAUGAGAGGCCUGUUCCAGAAUUCAAGCGAGUUGCAUUUGCUGAAGAUGUUGCAUCAAAUGAAGAUGAUGAUGAAUUGAAUGGAGAGUCAAUUGGAGCAGAAAAAGAGGACGACCUUACAAAGGAAUGUAAAGCAAUAUAUGCUUGCUUCAGCACAAAACUCCUGGAUGCUUUGGUUAAAGCAACACGUUCAUCUUUGGAUGAGCUUAAGAAGAGAGUUUUAAUUUCUAGCUUUUCAGUCAGACAGAGACGUUUUGGUGUGUUAGAUGAUGCAAUCACGUUUAUAAAGUCUGAAGUCCACUUGGCCAUACCCAAUGUGGUAAUGGUACCCAGCCUGGAUGACAUUCAACAUGCUAUCAAUCACCUAGUGAACAUAGUGCUCGAGGUAAGCCGUGGUGUGGCACGAUGGCGACAAGGCCACUGCUUGGAUGACAAUGUAAAGUCUGAAGCCCGGAAGCUGAAGAACUUUUAUCAGAGUGUUGUUAAACACAAGGAUAUCUCUAAGCUUUUAGUUCACCUAGCUUCAGCAGUAAACUCUUUGAGAGAACCCGCUAGUGAUGUACUCAAGCAGUUUCAGCCUUUCAAUGUGAUCUGUGCCGAGGACAGAGAUGUUAAAGUCAAGGAAUUCUUGAAGAGCAACCCUUACCUUGAUCAGAUAAAGUCAGAAAUUUUACAUUAUGUGUCAUUUGAAGAAAAGAUAGACAACAUCAAGCCCAUUAUCAUUUUAGGAUCUAUUGAGUUGUCAACAGCUCCACUCAAAAUGUCUCUGAACAUGGAAGCGAAAUCUUGGAAAAUGCUGUUGUGUAAAUAUCUAAAGGAGGACUACAAGAAGAAGAUAGUAGACAUCAUGGAUUUCACUGGUGUGCAUCUCACAAAGCUGUCAAGGCCUAUCGUUGACCUGGAGGAUGUGCGAUAUGCUAUGGAAACGCUGUCUAAUAUCCGCAACUCUGAAAUAAAAAUUGACAUGACUCUGGGGCCCAUUGAGGAUGCAUUUGCUAUACUGAAUAAAUGUGAAGGGCAAGUGACCAAAAAGGAGUCUGAGGAUGUGAAAGCCUUAAGAUAUUCCUUUGCCAAAUUGCAGUCCAAAGCGAGUGCAGUCCAGGAUGAAUUGGUUCGAAUGCAGCCCAAGUUCAAAGAAGAUCUUCUGGAAUCUGUCACCAUUUUUCACAAGGAUGUGACAACAUUUAUUAAUCAGUAUGAAAUGGACGGCCCAAAUGUGCCAGGCAUCAAACCUCAAGAAGCUAGCAAGAGAGUUCAAAGCUUCCAGGGUUUGUUUGAUUGCCUGUGGAUGAAAUUCAUCACAUACACCUCUGGAGAAAAGUUAUUUGGUCUGCCAGUCACAGAAUACGAGGCUCUACAGAAAGUCCGCAAAGAGCUUGGACUUCUUCAGAAGUUGUAUGGCCUCUAUGAUGCUGUUAUGAAUAAAAUCAGCGGAUAUUAUGAUAUCCUGUGGACAAAGGUUGAUGUUGGGAUGAUCAAUGCAGAGCUUUUAGAUUUCCAGAACAGAUGCCGAAAGCUACCCAAAGGGCUGAAGGACUGGCAAGCAUUUUUAGAUUUAAGAAAAAGGAUUGAUGACUUUAGUGAGUCCUGCCCUGUUCUUGAGAUGAUGGCCCACAAAGCCAUGAAGCAGAGGCACUGGGAUCGCAUCGCUGAUCUGACAAAACACAAAUUUGACGUGGAAUCUGACAUAUUUGCCCUUCGGGAUAUAAUGGAGGCACCACUGCUUAAAUACAAGGACGAUAUAGAGGACAUUUGCAUCUCAGCUGUUAAGGAAAAGGAUAUUGAAGCCAAGCUGGCACAGGUGGUAGAUAUCUGGUCUAGUCAAUUAUUCACUUUCAUGACCUUCAAGAACAGGGGAGAACUAAUGCUUAAAGGAGCAGAGACAGCAGAAAUUGUCAGUGCCAUGGAAGACAGUCUUAUGGUGCUUGGAUCUCUUCUUAGCAACAGAUACAAUUCUCCCUUCAAGAAAGACAUCCAGAACUGGGUUUUCAAACUCUCCACAUCAUCAGAUAUCAUUGAACAGUGGCUUAUUGUUCAGAAUUUGUGGGUAUACUUGGAGGCAGUGUUUGUUGGUGGAGACAUUGCAAACCAGCUUCCUCAGGAAGCAAAGCGCUUCCAGAACAUUGACAAGUCAUGGAUCAAGAUUAUGCAACGAGCCCAUAAGCUCCCUAAUGUAGUGCAAUGCUGUGUUGAAGAUGAGACAAUGGGUGAACUGCUACCCGACUUGCAAGAACAGCUGGAACUCUGCCAGAAGUCUCUCACUGGCUACCUUGAAAAGAAACGACUGCUGUUUCCAAGGUUUUUCUUUGUGUCUGAUCCUGCGUUGCUGGAAAUUCUGGGGCAAGCUAGUGAUUCUCACACAAUUCAGUCUCAUCUCUUGGGAGUGUUUGACAAUGUCAGUGAAGUGGAAUUUCAUGUAAAUGAUUAUGACAAGAUUUUGGCUGUUAUAUCUCAAGAAGGAGAGAAAGUGCCAUUGGACCACCCCAUCAUGGCACGUGGAUCUGUGGAACUGUGGCUGGGAGAGUUGCUGUUGCAGCAGCGGGUCUCUUUGCAUUCAAUUAUAAGAGCAGCAGAUCUGCAGAUAAAUGACCCUGGCUUCCAGCUCCUCACUUUUCUCAACCAGUUUCUAGCACAGGUGGGCUUGCUGGGAAUUCAGAUGCUUUGGACUCGAGAUUCAGAGCACGCACUACAAAAUGCAAGGGAAGACAAGAAGAUCAUGUCGUUGACUAAUCAGAGGUUCCUGAAUGUGCUCAACACACUAAUUUCUCAAACAACCCAUGACUUAUCCAAAUUUGACCGUGUUAAGUUUGAGACACUAGUCACAAUUCAUGUCCAUCAAAGAGACAUCUUUGAUGAUUUGGUUAAAAUGCACAUUAGGUCCAUCAGUGACUUUGAAUGGCUAAAGCAGAGCAGAUUUUAUUACAAAGAGGAUCCAGAUCAGGUUAUUGUGUCAAUUACAGAUGUUGACUUCAUAUAUCAGAAUGAAUUCUUGGGCUGCACAGACCGUCUGGUCAUCACUCCUCUCACAGAUAGGUGCUACAUCACUUUGGCUCAAGCUUUAGGAAUGAGUAUGGGUGGAGCUCCAGCUGGACCUGCUGGAACUGGCAAAACCGAAACAACCAAAGACAUGGGCCGCUGCCUGGGAAAAUAUGUAGUGGUGUUUAACUGCUCUGACCAGAUGGACUUUAGAGGACUUGGGAGAAUAUACAAAGGUCUUGCUCAGUCUGGGUCGUGGGGAUGCUUUGAUGAAUUUAACAGAAUUGACCUGCCUGUGCUCUCAGUUGCUGCGCAACAAAUCUACAUUGUUCUCACUGCAAGGAAAGAACACAAAAAGCAGUUUGUCUUCACUGAUGGAGAUUGUGUAGAUCUGAACCCAGAAUUUGGCCUCUUUAUUACAAUGAACCCUGGCUAUGCUGGACGCCAAGAACUCCCAGAAAAUUUAAAGGUCCAGUUCAGGACUGUUUCCAUGAUGGUUCCUGACAGACAGAUCAUCAUGAGAGUAAAACUGGCCAGCUGUGGAUUUAUUGAGAAUGUUAUAUUGGCUCAGAAAUUUUUUGUCCUUUAUAAACUUUGUGAGGAACAGCUGACCAAGCAGGUUCACUAUGAUUUUGGUUUGAGGAACAUCUUGUCAGUUCUAAGGACUUUGGGUGCCCAAAAAAGGGCUCGACCUUCUGAUACUGAGUCAAGUAUCGUGAUGAGAGUUCUGCGUGACAUGAAUCUGUCCAAACUGGUGGAUGAGGAUGAGCCUCUGUUUCUUAGUCUGAUCAGUGACCUGUUCCCUGGAAUCCAGCUGGACAGCAACACUUACGCUGAGUUACAAGCUGCAGUUGCCACACAAGUGGAACAGGCUGGGAUUGUUAAUCACCCACCAUGGAACCUCAAGCUUGUUCAGUUAUAUGAGGUAUCACGCGUACGUCAUGGACUAAUGACACUUGGCCCCAGUGGGGCUGGAAAGACCAUGGUAAUCAAUAUCCUCAUGCGUGCCAUGACUGACUGUGGAGCUCCUCACAGAGAGAUGAGAAUGAACCCCAAAGCCAUCACAGCCCCACAGAUGUUUGGGCGUCUGGAUGCUGCAACUAAUGACUGGACUGAUGGAAUCUUCUCCACACUGUGGAGGAAGACUUUAAAAGCAAAGAAGGGAGAGAACAUUUGGAUUGUGCUUGAUGGGCCAGUAGAUGCUAUUUGGAUUGAAAACUUAAACUCAGUAUUGGAUGACAACAAGACACUAACCUUGGCCAAUGGUGACCGGAUUACCAUGUCCCCAAGUUGUAAACUAAUGUUUGAGGUGCACAACAUGGACAAUGCCUCUCCUGCAACUGUGUCCAGAGUGGGCAUGGUGUUCAUGAGCUCUUCUGCACUGAGCUGGAAACCAAUCUUUCAGGGGUGGGCCAAGAAGCGCACUGCCCAAGAACCUGACACACUGAUGGCUCAUUAUGAUAAAAUAUUUGAAGAUGCAUAUGUAUUUCUGAAACAAAACCUCAAGCCAAAAAUGCAACUGUUGGAAUGCAACUACAUAAUGCAGUCAGUGAACCUGCUUGAGGGCCUGAUACCCACUAAGGAGGCAGGGGGCAUUGUGAACAACACGCAGCUGGAGCGCCUUUUUGUGUUUUGCCUAAUGUGGAGUUUGGGAGCCCUGCUGGAGCUGGACGACAGGGAUAGGCUGGAGGCAUUCAUUCGGUCUCAUGAAAGCAAAGUUGACCUGCCACUUACAAAGCCUGGGGAGACCAUAUUUGAGUACAUGGUUAAUCAGAAUGGCGAUUGGGAUCACUGGAGUAAAUAUGUGGUGGAGUAUAUCUAUCCAACAGACUAUGUGCCAGACUACACCUCUAUUCUUGUACCCAAUGUUGAUAACACAAGAACUAGUUUCUUGAUUGAGACCAUUGCCAAACAGCACAAGGCUGUUCUGCUCAUUGGUGAGCAAGGGACUGCCAAGACUGUAAUGGUGAAGGGAUACACAAAGAAAUAUGACCCCGAGACAGACUUAUUCAAGUCACUGAACUUCUCAUCCGCCACUGAGCCAAUGAUGUUCCAGCGAACAGUAGAAAGUUAUAUAGAGAAACGUUUGGGGAGUACAUACGGACCUCCUGGUGGACGGAGAAUGACCAUUUUUAUUGAUGAUGUCAACAUGCCUGUGGUCAAUGAAUGGGGAGAUCAGAUCACCAAUGAAAUAGUGCGUCAGAUGAUGGAGAUGUCUGGCAUGUACAGUUUGGAUAAGCCUGGUGAUUUUACAACCAUUGAGGAUGUUCAAAUGAUGGCUGCCAUGAUCCACCCUGGUGGUGGCAGAAAUGAUAUUCCUCAGAGACUGAAAAGGCAAUUUACAGUGUUCAACUGCACUCUUCCUGCAAACUCCUCCAUCGACAUGAUCUUUGGAAUCAUUGGCUGCGGAUACUUCCAUGAAAGCAGACAUUUUAAACCCAAUAUUUCUGAAAUGGUAAAACGUCUGGUACCCGCCUCUCGGAUUCUCUGGCAGUGGACAAAAGUUAAGAUGUUACCUACACCCUCGAAGUUUCAUUAUUUCUUUAACUUGAGAGACCUGUCCAGAAUUUGGCAGGGCAUGUUGAAAAUCAAAGCAGAAGAAUGUAAUGAAAUUUCAUCUCUGCUGGCUUUGUUCAAGUGUGAAUGCAUGCGAGUAAUUGCAGACAGGUUUGUGUGUAUUGAGGAUAAGGACUGGUUAGAGAAAGCCAUAGCCAGAGUCAUCCAGGAGCAUGUGGAUCCUGCAUUAGUACAAGAGAUCCAUCCUGAUCCUUACUUUGUGGACUUUUUGCAAGAGGCCCCAGAGCCUACAGGAGAGGAAGCUGAUGAUGCUUGUCUUGAUGCUCCUAAAAUCUACGAAAUUGUGCCAAACUUUGAGGUCCUGUCAGAGAAACUGCGGUUGUAUCAAGGCCAAUACAACGAGGCUAUCCGUGGCUCCCAUCUAGACCUUGUCUUCUUCACUGACGCAAUGACUCACCUUAUCAAGAUCUCCCGCAUCAUUCGGACAGAUGGUGGGAGUGCUCUGCUUGUAGGAGUGGGAGGAUCAGGAAAGCAGAGUCUUACCCGUUUAGCCUCCUACAUUGCUGGAUAUAGCACGUUUCAGAUUACACUUACCAGAACUUAUAACACCAGCAAUUUAAUAGAUGACCUGAAAGUGCUUUUUAGAACCGCUGGUGCAGAUGGAAAAGGUGUCACAUUCAUCUUUACAGACAAUGAGAUUAAAGACGAGGCAUUCUUGGAGUAUCUAAACAAUGUGCUGUCCUCAGGGGAGGUGUCUAACCUGUUUGCUCGAGAUGAGCUAGAUGAGAUAACACAGAAUCUUAUUGCUGUGAUGAAAAAGGAGUUGCCUCGAGUGCCACCAACCUUUGACAAUUUGUAUGAUUUUUUCAUUACCCGUGCCAAAAAGAAUCUCCAUGUUGUAUUGUGCUUUUCCCCGGUGGGGGAGAAGUUCCGUACACGCUCUCUAAAGUUCCCUGGACUGAUAUCAGGCUGCACCAUGGACUGGUUUACCCCCUGGCCCAGCGAGGCUCUGGUUGCAGUAUCUCACUAUUACCUCUUGGGGUUCCAUAUGGUCUGCUCCCCUGAGGUGAAGACUGCAGUCGUCCAGACAAUGGGCAUUUAUCAUGAUAAAGUCUCCUCAGCCUGUGAAGGCUACUUUGAGAGAUUUCGACGGAGAACACACGUCACUCCCAAAUCCUACUUGUCUUUUAUUAAUGGAUAUAAAACUGUCUACACUGAAAAAUAUAGCUACAUCAACACUUUGGCUGAACGAAUGAAUGUUGGUCUUGCAAAACUAAUGGAAGCCAGUGAAUCUGUGGCCCAGCUGUCGAAAGAUCUUGUAGUGAAGGAGAAAGAGCUUGCAUUGGCUUCUGUCAAAGCAGAUAAGGUCCUGGCAGAGGUUACAGUGAGUGCUGAGGCAGCUUCCAUAGUCAAAAAUGAGGUCCAGGUUGUGAAAGAUAAAGCCCUCAAGAUUGUGCAAGAAAUAGAAAAGGAAAAAGCGAUUGCAGAGAAUAAGCUGGAGGCAGCUAAACCUGCUCUUGAGGAGGCUGAGGCAGCUUUGAAUACGAUCAAGCCUGCAGAUAUUGCGACGGUGAGAAAGCUGGCCAAGCCACCUCACUUAAUCAUGAGAAUCAUGGACUGCUGCCUGCUGCUCUUCCACAAAAGGCUGGACUCUGUCACUAUGGAUCCAGAGAGGCCUUGCCAUAAGCCUUCCUGGGGUGAGGCACUAAAGCUCAUGAGUGCCGGUGGAUUUAUGACUUCACUCCAGCAAUUUCCAAAGGACACUAUUAAUGAGGAGAUAGUUGAACUGCUGCAGCCAUACUUUCAGAUGGAAGACUACACACUAGAGAAUGCCAAGAAAGUGUGUGGAAAUGUGGCUGGUCUGCUUUCCUGGACACAGUCAAUGGCCAUCUUCUUUGAAAUCAAUAAGGAAGUCCUGCCCCUAAAGGCUAAUCUAGUUGUUCAGGAGGGUAGGCUGGCAAUAGCUAAUGCAGAACUGGCUAAGGCCCAGGCUCAGUUGAAUGAAAAACAGGCAGAGUUGGACAAAGUGCAGGCGAAAUUUGAUGCUGCCAUGAAGGAAAAACAGGAUUUGCUGGACGGAGCCCAAAUGUGCAUGAAUAAAAUGCAGGCAGCUUCAGCUCUGAUUGAUGGGCUAAGUGAAGAGAAAGUACGCUGGACUGAUCAGAGCAAAGAGUUUAAAUCACAAAUAAACAGGCUUGUUGGAGACGUUUUGCAACUGACAGGCUUCCUGUCUUACUGCGGCCCUUUUAACCAGACUUUCCGCAACAUGCUACUAAAGGACAUUUGGGAGGCGGAGCUCCGGAAGAGGAAAAUCCCCUUCACUGAAAACCUGAAUUUAAUCUCCAUGCUGGUAGACCAGCCUACAAUAAGUGAAUGGAAUCUUCAGGGGCUACCAGGAGAUGAUCUGUCAGUGCAGAAUGGCAUCAUUGUCACAAAGGCUACCCGGUUUCCUCUACUCAUUGACCCUCAGACUCAGGGCAAAUUGUGGAUUAAAAAGAAGGAAAAGGCUAAUGACCUCCAGGUUACAUCUCUGAAUCACAAGUUCUUCCGAGCUCACCUUGAAGACAGUCUGUCCCUUGGUCGCCCCUUGCUCAUUGAAGACGUGCAUGAGGAGCUUGACCCAGCCCUGGACAAUGUGCUUGAGAAAAACUUUAUCAAGUCAGGGUCUACUUAUAAGGUCAAAGUUGGAGAUAAAGAAACAGACAUCAUGGAUGGUUUCCAGCUGUACAUCACCACAAAGCUGCCAAACCCAGCAUACACACCAGAGGUCAGUGCCAAGACAUCCAUCAUUGACUUCACAGUGACGAUGAAGGGACUCGAAAACCAGUUGCUAGGAAGAGUCAUUCUCACUGAGAAAUAUGAACUGGAAGCUGAGAGACUGAAGCUUAUGGAGGAUGUCACAGUGAACAAGAGGAAGAUGAAGGAGCUGGAGGAUAAUUUGCUGUACAAACUUAGCACCACAAAAGGGUCUUUGGUAGAUGAUGAUUCUAUGAUUGGGAUCUUAAGUGUCACUAAGCAAACAGCUGCAGAGGUGAGUGAAAAGCUGCAUGUGGCAGCUGAAACAGAGGCGAAGAUCAUCACAGCCCAAGAAGAGUACAGACCAGCUGCCUCACGCGGCAGCACCCUAUACUUUCUCAUCACAGAGAUGAGUAUGGUCAACGUCAUGUACCAGACUUCCCUGGCCCAGUUUCUCAAAAUAUUUGAUCUCUCCAUGGCAAGGUCAGAAAAAUCUCCUUUGACUCAGAAGCGCAUUGCGAACAUUAUUGACUACUUGACCAACGAGGUGUUCAGAUACACAGUUAGAGGACUGUACGAGAACCAUAAGUUUAUCUUCACUUUACUCUUGGCUCUCAAGAUUGACCUCCAGAAGGGCAGUGUCAAACGUAACGAGUUUCAGAUUCUCAUUAAAGGUGGUGCCGCUCUGGAUCUGAAAGCCUGCCCUUCUAAACCCUUUCGUUGGAUCCUGGAUAUGACAUGGCUCAACCUUGUUGAGCUCAGUAAACUGCCCCAGUUCUCAGAGAUUAUGAACCAGGUAUCCCGCAACGAGAAGGGCUGGAAAUUAUGGUUUGACAUGGAUGCGCCAGAGGACGGUGUCAUUCCAGAUGGGUAUAAUGACUCACUGGAUGUCUUUCACAGACUGCUGCUCAUAAGAUCCUGGUCUCCGGACCGCACGCUGUCUCAGGCCAGGAAAUAUGUAGGAGAUUCAUUGGGCAUGAGGUUUGCUGAGCCUGUGAUUUUGAACUUGGAAGCAACCUGGGAGGAGAGUGACCCACGCACACCUCUGAUCUGCUUCCUGUCCAUGGGUUCUGAUCCAACCAACCAAAUCGAGGCAUUAGCAAAGAAGCUAAAAUUGGAAUGCAAGGCUAUAUCAAUGGGACAGGGCCAAGAGGUGCAUGCAAGGAGGCUGGUGCAGAUGUCUAUCGCACAGGGUGGCUGGGUUCUGCUGCAGAACUGCCAUCUAGGACUUGAGUUCAUGGGUGAGCUCCUUGAGACAGUGAGCACAGUUGAGACAAUGCAUGAUUCCUUCAGGGUUUGGAUCACCACAGAGCCCCACAGUCGCUUUUCCAUCACCUUGCUGCAGUCCUCCAUCAAGUUUACCAAUGAUCCUCCCCAAGGAGUCAGAGCUGGAUUGAAGCGUACCUUUGUAGGAAUUUCUAAGGAACAGUUAGAUUUCAUUAACUUGCCCAUGUGGAAACCCUUGCUUUACAGUGUUGCCUUUUUACACACUGUUGUACAGGAACGUCGCAAAUUUGGGCCCUUGGGUUGGAAUAUUCCCUACGAAUUUAACUCUGCAGACUUCACAGCAAGUGUGCAGUUUAUUCAGAACCACUUGGACGAAUGCAGCCCUAAAAAGGGAGUAUCAUGGGUUACAGUGCGUUACAUGCUUGGAGAAGUGCAGUAUGGAGGGAGAGUCACAGAUGACUAUGAUAAACGACUUCUCAACUGUUUUUCACGAGUGUGGUUCAAUGACAAAAUAUUUGAUCCAUCAUUCUGCUUCUACACUGGCUACAAGAUUCCAGUAUGCAAAACAGUUGAUCAAUACCUGGAAUACAUUCAGGCCCUACCAGCUGUAGACAGUCCUCAAGUAUUUGGACUGCAUCCUAAUGCUGACAUAACAUAUCAAUCGAACACUUCAGCUGAAGUGCUGGACACUAUUACUAACAUUCAGCCUAAAGAGAGUGGUGGUGGAGCUGGUGAGACCCGAGAAUCAAUUGUUUAUCGCCUUGCUCAAGAUAUGCUGGAUAAACUUCCUCCCAAUUACGUUCCCCAUGAGGUUAAAGCUAGACUUGUAAAAAUGGGAGCUCUGAACUCCAUGAACAUUUUCCUGCGUCAGGAGGUUGACCGCAUGCAGAGGAUUAUUACUGUACUGCGCACUAGCUUGAAUGACCUUAAAUUGGCCAUUGAAGGUACAAUUAUUAUGAGUGAGAACCUCAGGGAUGCUCUCGACAACAUGUUUGAUGCUCGUGUACCAAACUUGUGGAAAAAGUUGUCUUGGGAAUCAACUACCUUGGGGUUUUGGUUCACUGAACUGUUGGAGAGAAAUAUUCAGUUUCACAGCUGGGUCUUUGAGGGCAGGCCCAAAACAUUCUGGAUGACUGGCUUUUUCAAUCCCCAGGGUUUCCUGACAGCUAUGCGGCAGGAGGUGACAAGGGCGCACAAAGGCUGGGCUCUGGACACAGUUGCUCUGCAUAAUGAAGUGCUGAAGCAAACCAAGGAGGAGAUCACUGCUUCACCAUCCGAAGGAGUGUAUGUGUACGGUCUGUACCUAGACGGGGCUGGCUGGGACCGCAGGAAUUGUCGCCUCACCGAAUCCACACCCAAAGUGCUGUUCACCCCUCUUCCUGUAGUGCACAUGUUUGCCAUCAAUUCUAUUGCCCCUAAAGAUCCUAAGCUUUACAUAUGCCCCAUCUACAAGAAACCAAGACGUACUGACCUCACCUACAUCACAGGAAUAGUCCUACGCACAGUACAGCCACCUGACCAUUGGAUAAUGCGUGGGGUUGCACUGCUCUGUGAUAUAAAGUGA
Messenger RNA from Pygocentrus nattereri (red-bellied piranha), 13623 nucleotides. Its product is annotated as dynein heavy chain 8, axonemal. The coding region runs from base 55 to 13623 and encodes 4522 amino acids. Gene Ontology annotation, molecular function: ATP hydrolysis activity; dynein light intermediate chain binding; minus-end-directed microtubule motor activity. Lineage: Eukaryota; Metazoa; Chordata; Actinopteri; Characiformes; Serrasalmidae. The record is from RefSeq and is a predicted model, not a curated record. Gene Ontology annotation, cellular component: dynein complex. The transcript is spliced from 91 exons. Gene Ontology annotation, biological process: microtubule-based movement.